This is a messenger RNA of Pogona vitticeps (central bearded dragon), 2561 nucleotides long. The record is from RefSeq and is a predicted model, not a curated record. NCBI's taxonomy places the organism in Eukaryota, Metazoa, Chordata, Lepidosauria, Squamata, Agamidae.
GCCUGUUCCACUUAAGACAGGCAGGAGCAGGGUGUUGCUGUGAGCUUUCCUCAGCGGAAAUUGUGUCUUCACCUGAGAAGGCAUUAAUGCUUCCUUUUUCCUAAAAGGGAGUCAGCCAAUGGCUUAGAGAUAUCCAAAGACAAAAGCACAAUACUUCUGACAGCGUGUGGAAGAGUCUGUGGUGCACCCUUCUCUCCAGCAGUGGCAAGUUCAGUACAAGGGCUUUUGGAAUUGAUAAUAUCUGAACAGAACACCUACCAUAGGCCAAGCUUGGCUUCUUUCUCUGCUGGACUGGAAAGGCUUGCGAUGUGGCUGAAGACACAGAUCACUGAGUAGAAGCUAAGCUGCUGGCCACCCGGGCUAUGUGAUGAAUCACUUGGUUUUGAUAAAGCAGCUGGCAGUGGGGUGCCUGGUGGCCCAAACAUAGGCCGGAGAGGCUUGAAAACAAAGUGCAAGCUCAGAACGUGCAGGUCCCAGGGCUUCCAGCUGUUGUCAGAUAUAUCCACCUCAUCCCAUUUCAUAGAAAAUCUGGUAUUAGCUGCCUUGGACUUAAAAGGCAAAGAGGUUCCCAUCUCUUUAGAAAGUGUCUACUAUCUCCCAGCAAAGAAUACUGGAGAGGGUUGUGGCAGCACUGUGCUAAUCAUUCUUCCUGAUGGGAGAAGAUCUUGAAGGCACUGCAGGCUUCCUGGACAACAGAGUCCACCGACAUAAGAAAGGAUGACUAUGGCUUUGAUCCGCAACAGGCUGGGGCUGCUGGUCCUAGGCGUCCUCGUCACCUUUGUCCUCUACCUGUUGCUUCCUGCCAUCCAGCACGAGAGGUUUACCUCCUCUGUAGACAUCCCCAAGCCACGGGCUAUGGAAGAAGAGGCGAAGAAGGGUCCAGGCGUUGGCAAUGUCACAAUCAUGACUGGGACAGUCCUGCAAGACCCCUCUGUUUUCUUUAGAGAAGCUGUCUUGGCACAAAAAGAUGGGGCUCCUUCCCCUGAAAGGCUGUCUGUGAUCUUCCUACAUGGCCAAUCCUUCACUUCUAAGACAUGGGAGGAAUUGGGGACACUGGCUUUACUUUGUGAAAGUGGAUAUCGUGCAGUAGCUGUCGACUUGCCAGGCUAUGGGGACUCCCCACCCUCCAGUGCUGUUGAGACAGCCUCAGGUCGUGUUUCCUUCCUACAGCAAAUCUUCAAGGAGCUAAGCCUUCAGAAGCCUGUUUUGAUAAGCUCCUCCAUGAGUGGCCGCUAUUCCCUUCCAUUUCUCUUGUCCAGUGGGGAACAGCUGAAAGGGUUUGUACCCAUUGCACCAGUGGGCACCAAGGAAUUCACAAGUCAACAGUACCAGCAGGUCAAGAUACCGACUCUGAUCAUCUAUGGAGAGCGUGACACUGGUCUGGGCACUCAGUCUCUUCAGAGCCUUCAACAGAUCCCCAAAUCGAAAGUUGUUAUGCUACCUCAAGCUGGUCAUGCCUGUUACCUUGAUAAGCCUCAGGAGUUCCACAAAGCACUCCUGGACUUUCUUAAUGAGCUAAAAUGACUGUGAUGUCCUCUCUUCUGGCCCUGCCCAGCCAUCUUCUUCCUGGGAAAGAAUCAAGAUUGAAUCUGUGCUCCAUAGCUGGGGUACUGUGUGUCUGAAUUUGUUUCUCCACAUUUAAUGGGCUUAGGGCUUGCUAACUCUUGAUGGGAGUAGAUCCUCACUGCUCUCUUGUGGAGCUGCUUCUGUUACAGCUCUUCCAGUCUCAGCUUCCGAAAUUGUGCAUUCUGGCAGAAAUACUGGAUCACAUGUGUAUGAAGUAAAGCGACACCUUUUCAAGUUGUCAGUUGUGGUGGUGUCUGAAGAUUGCUAAGCCACGUAUUGCAGUUUUUUGUCCCACUGAAGAACUGGUCCUUCUGGAGGAAGACACAGUUUCAAUUCCAGUUUCUUAUUUCAGGAGCACAAGCCACAAAGGUUACAUUGUGUUGGCCCUUCUUCAUUGUUAGCUGACUACUUCUACUGGUGCACACACUCCUGUUCUAAGGAUCAAGUGCUUCCUAUAUAUUUGUUGCUUUAUUUCUCCUCUCUUUUCAUAGUGUGUGUUUGUGUGUGUGGGGGGGAUUUCCACACAAUUGUCUACCCAUGGAGAGAAAUAAAAGGGACUGCUCUGCUAAAUAAGAAUGCUAUGAUGAAACAAUCUCUCUCUCUCUCUCGCUGUGUGUGUGUGCGUGUGUGAGAGAGAGAGAGAGCGCACAGGAGCAAACCAUGGUAGGUGAUAAUAUUUUGAAAUGUCUCGGGGCAGGGCUUAAAUAAAUGGUUUAAAACAAAAAUUAAACCUAUUUAAAUGUUCCUUUAACUUUGAUGAUAAUUGUAACCCUUGGGGGGAUAGCUGUAAAAAGUUGUAUGUCAGUGGUUUAUUUUGCUAGGGAGUAUUAUAUGAGCUCAUCAUAUACAAGACAGGGAGUGGAGGGACGGUGCAACAAGCUUUCAAGGGGGUGUAGCCCAUAUGUUAAGAUAGGGAAUAGUCCUCUAGCACAUAAGCUAAUUUUUUUGAGUGUUGCAAAACUGUUGAAGGGUCAAUAAAUCAUUUGUAAAAAUCA